Molecule: messenger RNA, 1863 nt
Organism: Yarrowia lipolytica CLIB122
Lineage: Eukaryota; Fungi; Ascomycota; Dipodascomycetes; Dipodascales
Source: RefSeq, a predicted model, not a curated record
AUGCGGAAGACCGACCCGGCGAUAGAAGGAGAAGAAAUACGAGGUGCAGAAGUGUCAUCCUCCGCCGUGAUUGCAUUUUGCGUGGUAAUAACCACGAGCCACGCACUUUGUCCACGCACAUGUCUAUGGUGUAAUUGUACCUUUCCUCCCAACGCACCCAACCCAAACCUAAACCCUAAGUUGCACAAAACACAUGAACGUGAUACUGCAAACUUCCCCUCUGAUAAAGGCGCUGUGUCCAUAUCAUCUCAGCACAACCACAUCUCCAACACCAACACGACUUUUGCCACCUCGGGAGCCCAGAGCCAGUACCACCGGCUCUCCAACAACACCAAGACCUUCACUCGAGACUCCCCCUACCAUUCGCGAACCCCUUCAGUGGAUGACGACGGAAUAAGACAAGCAUCGUUUCUCAACCGAGUCUACCAGUCCUCCAAGUCCUACAGUCCCCGAUUCCGCUACGGAGCAGAGAUAGUCGAACGGUGGGCAAGUUCUGAAAACACCAACGCAGCAACACCUUCGGCGUCAACCACAAACAGCAACAACAGCAACCACAGCAACACGCCUGUUUCAACCACACCCUCAAGCACAACCAUGCCCAAGGCUCUGUCUUCAAAGUCGCUGGACGCCGCCAGCAUCCACAUGGCAUCGAACGGUGCGCCUCCACUGAUACAAAAGUCGUCGUUGCACGACUUUGAGCGCCUUAAAUCGGGAAUUGACGACAUUCAAAACUCAGACACCAACGGUACCCAGUACAGUGUCGAUGUCGGCUCCCAGGGCCUGCGCAUGCGUAUCCAGACCCAAGGGUACGCCCCCAGCGGCAACAGCAACAGAGGCAGCCCCGUGCCACCGUCACCGGCGCUGUCCACGUCGACCUCCUCGGGCUCCACUUCUGCUGCAGCCUCCAGAUCCACCUCGUCUCCUGUGCCACAACAACCUCAGACAGCUGCCACAGCUGCAGGAGGACCUCGACCCGGACAACCUCGGUCGGCAUGGCAGGAGGUGCUGAUCAGCGCCACGUCGCUGGCAUCAUUGUCGCAGGACUCGCGAAAGCGACUGCGAUACUGUCUGCAUCUCCUUAAGCUCGCCAACGCCCAUCUGGCUUCCACCGUCACAAAGCUGCAAGGCGCCAUUGCCGAGGAGACUGCAUACAGUCUCGCGCAGUCCAUUGCCGCCAACCAUGUGCCUCACAACGAGCGACAGGCGUACCUGCAUCAGCCUCCCUCCGCUGAGCCUGCUCUCUCCAUCACCGCUCUCAAGGCCGAUGUCGUGUCCACGAUCCGCAAGAUCAUCAAGGUUGUCAGCCAGUACGCCGGCAACAGUCUACCCGAGCCGGCUCGGUCGCACAUCCGGACAUACAUUCUUGGCCUGCCCUCUCGGUGGGCCUCUACCACCGCUUCCACUAACAUCACCCCAACCCGGUCUCCUGCCGGUUCCCAGUCUCCUGUGGGCUCUCCUAAGGAGUGUGUCACACCUGACCACCAGGGUCCUCCUCUUCCCACAAACACAGUGUCGUCUCCAGUGCCCGAGGGCCCUUCUGACGAGCAGUUGUCGCGGCAUCGAAUCGAGGUUGAGGCUGGAGGCAAGGUGUUGAUUCUUGCCAACGAGGCUCUCGAUAUGCUGGGCAACAUCAUCAGUAUUGUGGAUGGCACCCUGGAGCGUGCCGAGGGUUGGUGCGAGGGCAUCAACCGGGUCAAGCAGAGAGUUGGGCUCGGUGAAACCGCUCCUGGCGCAGCUGGGGAACCUGGAGCCUCCACCGAGGCUUCUGCUGAGGCUUCUGCUGAGGCUUCUGCCAGUGCCGCCGCUGCGUACUCUGCUGUUGAUACCUCCACGGACCAGGACGUUGAGAUGGGAGAUGCCUAA